Messenger RNA from Equus quagga, 1624 nucleotides. RefSeq lists its product as uncharacterized. NCBI's taxonomy places the organism in Eukaryota, Metazoa, Chordata, Mammalia, Perissodactyla, Equidae. The record is from RefSeq and is a predicted model, not a curated record. The transcript has 2 exons. The coding region runs from base 140 to 799 and encodes 219 amino acids.
UGUCAAGCCGGAGUGAAGGAUCAGGCAGAGGUCUGCCGGGUGGAGAAGCGAGCCUCGUGUUGGAACUCCAAGAUGUGAGUUCCAGUGAACUGGCUCGUGAAGGGGAAACACGAGCACGGCGGCCCAUGCUGAGACAAGGAUGGCUCCCCCUUCUGGGCACAGCCUCCUUCUAAUCAGUGCACUGGGCAUCUUUGCACUCGACUGCUUCACAAGAGGUCAGAAGAACAGCACGCUCAUUUUCACCAAGGAAAACACCAUUCGGAACUGCAGCUGCUCUGCAGGCAUCCCAGACUGUGACUACAGUUUGGCCAACCUGAUGUGCAGCUGUAAAACUGUGCUGCCUUUUGCGGUAGAGCGAACCAGCUACAGUGGCCACCUGACCAUCUGGUUCACAGACACAUCUGCACUGGGCCUCCUGUUGAACUUCACGCUGGUCCGGGACCUCAAGCUGUCUCUGUGCAGUACGAACACUCUCCCCACUGAAUACCUGGCUAUUUGCGGUCUGAAGAGGCUUCGCAUCAGCACCGAGGCCAAGCAACCCUCCCCAGAGCAGAGCUUAGUCAUCCACAAUGGUGAGGAGAGCAAACCCAGAGAGAAGCCCACGUUGUUACACAAAGGCUGGCAAGCAUGUAUGUAUAUCUCCUUCUUAGAUAUGGCCCUUUUCAACAGGGAAUCAUCCUUAAAAUCGUAUAGUAUUGAAAACGUUGACAGCAUUACCAAUAACUUCCCCCACUUUUCUUACUUUAAAACCUUCCCACUUCUAAGUAACAGAAGCUAUGUUGUCACAUUCAUUUAUUAACUUUGUAACUGUGUCCACCUACUGGAACUUUUGGCAAACUAUGGGUAAUUUGAACAAGGAAUCUGGCAAUAAGGCCAUGGGUAUCCCUACCCACAACUUCGCCUCCCCCCAACCCCCAUUUGCAAAUACACAUAUUCACAGAGCCACACGCACACAUAACCUGCCUUCUCUGCUCCAUUCUGCACCCAACCAUGGGAGCUGUUUUGAAAACCAAAAUAAAAAGAAACUAAAAAAUAAACUUGAUUCAGUCCAGAAACACAUCUUGAGGGCCAGCUAGAAGCUAGGGCUUUACAACUGGGGGUCUGUGCAGAAAUGUCAGAUCAGAAAUGGAGAAACCGCACACCAGGGACUGCUGAGUGGAGCUCAGCAGAGGGGAUGACCCCCAAGAAAGGAAUUUCCUAGAAUACUCUGCCUUAAUAUUUUCUGCUUCAUUUUGUUACAUUGCCUGGAAUUCCCCUAAGUAGAGAAUGAUAGAUUUCAGAGGUUUUGGCCUGUGAGCUCCACAAAAUGAUGAAGUUCUCUUAGAGCGACAUUUUCCAAGCAUCUUGCUAAGAACAAAUGCACUGAGAAAGGCGAGUUUCAUGAGUGUGUUUGUGGAGGUGGAGGAAGCAAGGUUUGAAGCCUGGAGGUAGAACAGGCCUGGAGCAGGUGGGGCCUUCAGAUUGAAUGAGGGCAGUAGGGUUCUGAGGAGGGGGAUACAGAAACGAAAAUUAGAGGUAACAAAAACCAUUGCAUAUACCUCAAAAUUUUGCUUAGAGCAAAUCCUAGGAAAGUUUCCUCUUUUAGCCCUCCUCUUUCCUUUCUUUCUCCUUCUUUGCCUCCUUC